UACCAACCAAAAGAGAAAUUUGCUGUGACUUUGUGUUUGCGUAAUGGAGCUCCAUCUGUAUAUCAGGAUGGCAGUUUACAGUGUGAAGAGGAUACUACAUUCGUAUUUGAUACCACCAGAAAUGAGCAGGGCAAGUUUCAUAUACCUUAUCCUGAACCAGGAAUCUGGUAUAUUACAAUGGAUUUGUAUGAAUGUUCUGAUGACAAGCAAGUGAGUCUUCAAGUUAACAUGCAUCCGUGUAUAUUGAACUGCAAUGGGAAAGGUGACUGUAAAGAGUACUUUAGUGGGCAGUUAUUAUUUGCUACUUGUGUUUGCAAAUACAAUUAUCGUGGAUGGGCGUGUACAGAUGACACUUACGCUCACGAUGAGAGUUUUUUACUUUUACAAACACUGCUGCUGUCAUUAAGUAAUCUCUUCUUCAUUCCUGCUAUUAUCCUGUCUGCAUAUCGUCUUUUAUUUAUAGAGUCUUUGGUAUAUUUCUACACCAUGUUCUUUUCAUCUUUUUACCAUGCGUGUGAUAGCAGUGGAGAGUUUUGUAUUAUGGAUUAUGAUACUUUGCAGUAUUGUGAUUUUCAUGCAUCGGUCUGUGCUUUCUGGGUUACGUUGAUUGCAAUGACAAAAUUCAAAUUGUAUGCCAGGUCCUUUCUACAUGUACUUGGGAUAUUGGUUCUUGUUGUUUUGACCAAAUAUGAUCGAUUCAGUUUAUGGAUAUUUGUGGUCCCUGUUGUUACAGGCCUUGUUCUCAUUGGUGGUUCUUGGAUUAAUGAGUGCUAUACGAAAAGACACUGUUUUCCUCACAUACAGCGUAUACUAUUCUGCAUCAUUCCUGGCAUUUUCACAGCUGCAACUGGACUUGUUCUCUACAGCUUUGUGGAAACUGAUUUCAACUAUUACUACAUUCAUAGCAUUUGGCAUGUCAUUAUUGUUGUAUCUAUUCUCUUUCUUCUUCCUGGGAAGAGUAAAAGUAAACUCAGUGAAAAUUUACUAGUUAGGGUACCAUCUAGUGAGCAUCUGUUGACUGAGGAGGAUGGAGAGGAUAAUGACCAAGCUCAUCCAAUCUAA
This is a messenger RNA of Saccoglossus kowalevskii, 1062 nucleotides long. Its product is annotated as post-GPI attachment to proteins factor 6-like. NCBI's taxonomy places the organism in Eukaryota, Metazoa, Hemichordata, Enteropneusta, Harrimaniidae. Gene Ontology annotation, cellular component: membrane. The record is from RefSeq and is a predicted model, not a curated record.